Molecule: messenger RNA, 3315 nt
Organism: Oryzias latipes (Japanese medaka)
Lineage: Eukaryota; Metazoa; Chordata; Actinopteri; Beloniformes; Adrianichthyidae
Source: RefSeq, a predicted model, not a curated record
AUGGGAGAAGAAGGUGAAAAGUACAAGAGAAAGCAGGAAAUGCAAGCAGAAGCCCGAGCAACUGGAGACCAGGGCUACUUGAUGGUUGAGUUUGGCGACUUCCAGGGCCGGUCCAUGAAGGAGGUUUAUGAGGACGGGAGCAAGGAGGCCCAAGCCCUUAUCAAGUAUCUGGUGACAGCACAUGCCAGGCCCAACACCAACAUGGCAAUUUUCAAGGCAUACGUCAUAAAAAGACGGGCAUCAUCUCGUGCUACUGCCCCUCCUGCUGCACCUUCGCUUGCCACUGCAACUCCAUCCUUCAGUGCAACUACACCCACCCGUGCCACUACCCCUUCUGCCACCCAGAUCCGAACCGGCAUCCAGCAGACUGCUGCUGUGAAGGCACUCUUAGGACUUGGCAAAAAUAUCCCUACUUCCCAGCUCGUCAAAAAACUCACAUCACCAGCUAAGCACCAGGAGGAGGAGAACCUCCAGCCAAAAAUUUGGGCCGAAGGCAGCUUUUUACUGCUGCCUAAUUUUGAGCCUCAUUUCUUUAAUCUUUACCAUUUGAUCCUCUUUCUGUUCUCCACUGUCAUUUGUGUCAUUUAUGCUAUAGCAGCUGGAAGAGUCAUUCUUCUGUUUGUUCCUGUUCCCUCAGAGGCCUGUCCUGGUCCCUCUCCAUCUGUGGCAGCAGCAAAGUCAGCGCUGGAGCUUCCAGUCCACUGGAAAGAACAACUGCCACGCUUCCAGCACGAGUGGAUUGCAAAGACGCUUUUCAAAGCCAACCCACGAACCGGCAAGGCAGAACUUGUGUCUCAGCUAAAGCUUUGGUGGCAUCCUCCUCAGCCCGCUCUGGUUCAUACUCAGCCUCCCGCCUCACCAGACAUCUUCUUCUGCCGGCCCCUGUUCCUGUGGAUGCCACAAAAAAUGUGGUCAUUUCUUUUUGUCUGCGGUCGUCCACAAUGUGGUCAGCACAGACUUACGGCGGCUGGAAUUUACAGGACUGUUCGUAAAGUCCUGGACAUUGAUGGGUGGUAUGACCUCGCCACGGAGUAUCUGGAAUGUAAACGCUGCAAGAGAAAAUACCCAUCCUGGUCAGAGGACAUUUUGGGGCAGAUGGACAUGGGUCAUCGCAGCCAUUUCCCAGCUCUGCUGACAUACAGGUACUCAUGUGACAAGCGGGUGCUGAGAAUGAUGAGGGAGAGGACACUGGGCAACAGCGUGACACAACUUUAUAAAAAGUUACUGGAACAGCACAGUGAGGCAUGGACACAGCGCGUCCUACAGUACCUCACAGUGUGUGAACCGUUCACAAGGGCCUCUCUUCAGCGACCAGUGUUUGCUGAGCCCCCCCCCAUGCCGGCCUUGCCUAAGCCUAAGUGGCUGUUAGCUGUUUAUGCAAGGGAUGUUCUGGGGCGGAUCAACGAAGUGAAGGCCAAAAUCACAUCUGUGUUUGGAUGUGUUUUGAAGAUGGACUCCACAAAAAAGGUCACAAAGAAGCUUGCGGGGGCUGCUUCAGGAACAGCUGCCUGGUGCACAAAUGUCGGCAAUGAACAUGGCCAGGUUCUGGUCUCUGUUCUGACAGCCGCUGAAGGACAUGGACUGGACGCCAUGGCGGCUGGCCUGAUGAGGCGCUACAGGGAGGCAGGAGAGGCACCCCCAAAAGUGAUGUACGUGGACAGAGACUGCUGCAGCAGACACGGCCGGUCUCUGGUGAAGACCCUGUUUUCAGAGUGGGAUAAGCUUGAGGUGCGCCUGGACAUCUGGCAUUUCAUGCGGCGAUUCGCUGCAGGUGUCACGACAGAGGCUCAUCCGCUCUACGGGAUCUUCAUGGCACGUCUGUCUGCGUGCAUUUUUGAGUGGGAUCCAGAGGAUGUGGCUGCUCUUCGCUGCGCUAAGGAGGCUGAGCUGGCAGCAAAGAAAAGUGGCCAUGUUUCCAGAAGGACGGUCAGUGCUCAGAUUAGUCGCAGGGAGUUGGCACUCCACUGUCGGAGGAGGACCAGGGGAGUGGAGGAGACUGCAGCAUUAUUAAGAGCACUAAUCCAUCAGUUCGACAGUGCAGAUGGGAAGGACACCCUUGGAGUUCCACUGUUGGACCACGAACGCAUCCAACAGAUUUGGAAGGAACAGCAAAACCACCUGCUGUGCAUCCAAGACCCCGAGAACUUCCCACUCUACAUGAAGACGGGCACACUAAAGAAAGGCGGCGUGGAGCUGUCUUGCUACAGGUGUGCCCGUGGGUCGACCUCCUUGGAGUCCUUCCACCUCCACCUGAACCGUUUUAUACCAGGAACCAGUGCCAGUGACGCGCAUUUCCAGGCAUAUCUCCUUGAGGGCUUGAUGCGCUGGAAUGAUGACCGGAUGGAGGAUGCUGUCAAAGGAAAUUCCUCCUUCCGGUUAUUCGAAACUUCAAUGAGAGAGGCUGUGGACCAACUCAGCCAAGCAGUGCUAGGGAAGCCCUGGGAUGAGCGUUAUCGCCCUCCUGGAGCAUAUACGGGGGAAUUGCUUGGAAUAGAAUACCUGUACAGCCAGACUGGCAAAACAUUUACUGCCAUGCUUCAGACCCCUGAAGAGGAGGACAGGCUGCUGGAGGGAAUCGAUGACCAGGACUUCCAAGACGAGGGGUUUGGGGAAGACAACAUGGAGGACAUCACUGUUCCAGUGUUGGAUGACCCCCCUCUUGAUGUUGUUGCCAGCCUCUUAUCUUCACCUCAGCCUCAACUCUCAGUAUCACCAGGUGGACCUGAAUCUUCUGCUCAUCGUCUUUCCUCUGUGGUGGUGUCACAGCCAACUGAGAGUGAAAGCAGCCCUUCAGACGAGGCAGAGUCUGCUGUUGUAGGACCCGACGGCAUAGCUGGGUGGGACAAAGUCCAGGAUCUGGCCUCUUACUUAGUGGGACUCCGUGAGGCUCCUUACCUCACUGACCCACAAGUUACAGAGGCCAUUCGACUAUGGACAGCUCUCCUGGAUGUGGACAAAAAGCGGGUCAACUACCAGCCUCGGCACCAGCCUCAGCUUUCACACGGCCGCUUUAAGGCACCUAAACGCUCCGGGGUGACACCAGGAGUGGAAAGCGUGAAAAGGUGUCUCAUUGGACAUCCUGGGGGUCCAGCUCAGUGGCCAAGCACCAGCCGAUUGGUUGAGGCUAUUUGCAUUAAGCUUAGCCGUUUGCACAAGACGCCCACCAAGAAGGCUGGAGUUAGCACCCCAAGGUGGUCCAAAAUCCUCACGGAUUACCACCAUAUCCGGGAUUUAGUGCUGAGCAGUCGCAGGCUGAUGGAGGAAACAAUGAUCCAGCUGUUUGAGCUCAAUCAGAGGACACUCAUUCAGUGGUGA